This is a messenger RNA of Halteromyces radiatus, 1473 nucleotides long. RefSeq lists its product as uncharacterized. Gene Ontology annotation, cellular component: RNA polymerase II transcription regulator complex. The transcript has 4 exons. Lineage: Eukaryota; Fungi; Mucoromycota; Mucoromycetes; Mucorales; Cunninghamellaceae. Gene Ontology annotation, molecular function: transcription cis-regulatory region binding; DNA-binding transcription activator activity, RNA polymerase II-specific. The coding region runs from base 46 to 1353 and encodes 435 amino acids. The record is from RefSeq and is a predicted model, not a curated record.
UUUUCUUACUUACUUUCUACUCUAUAUUAUCAGGUUUUAUUGACUAUGAAUAAUCCUUCCACAAAACCAAACAACUUGUCAAAACCCUUCGACUUGACUCUUAUAAAAGAUAAUCCACAAAUGCAACAAUUAUUCUUAUUGGCUUUAUCUGCAUCAAAACAACAAAGUUCUUCAACAUCUCAAGUAACUCAAGAUAAAGAUAAACGCAAAUUUGAUCAAGUUGAAUCACUAGUAACUUCAGUUGAUAUUGGUUCACCCUCAGAUCAAGACUCCCUUAGUAGUGAUACAAAUUCUGACAAAAUGAAUGGUCGACCAGGAAGAAAGCCUCUUACAGAUGAUCAACUCAAACAGUCUGAAAUGGAUCCGAAAUCAAAACGAAAGGCACAAAAUCGGGCAGCACAACGAGCUUUUCGAGAACGUCGAGUUAACUAUGUCAAGGAAUUGGAAGAUCGUAUCAAAGUAUUAGAAGAAAAUCAAGAACAAUCAUCUGAAAAAGUGUUGGAAGAAAAUCGAAAACUCAAGCAAAUCAUACAACAACUUCAGUUGGAGAAUGCUAUCCUUAGUGGUACAGCUUCAUCAUUUGAUAUACCAUUAUCCCAAUUGACAGAUGAUAAUGGUAACGACUCAACACAGAGACCACAAAAACUAUUACGAUCUAUUGGGGAUGAUACCUCAGCAACACUAUUUUCAGCAAUUACUACACAAGAUUCAUCUGAAAAAUCAUUAUCAUUUGCUCCACAUCAUUCGUUGACCAGUGAUUCUUCAACCAAAAGUUCCUCUCUUACACCAUCUAUCACUCAUGAUAACGAUACUACUUUCAUCUCAUCCAGCAUUCCCACUGAUAUCCUCAACUCAUUCGACACUACCCAACAGCUAUUUAAUCCAUUCAAUUUAGAUUCUACUGCGGUCAAUCAAGGACUCUUUGAUACCAUUCCUACUGAUACAACACUGAUAUCAUCAUCCAUAUCAUCAUCAUCGUCACCUUCAUCAUCAUCAUCAUCGUCAUCACCGGCAACAGUAACACAUACAAAUAUCAACAAAGCGGAGGAAUCUACUACAAACGAUUUAUUAGAUCAACUAUUAGUGAUGGAUGACGAAACCGAAUCUCCAUUGUCCACCAGCAACAAUCAAAUCCAACAGCAACAAGAACAACCACCAAUUGAAAAAGCAUCCUCUUUGACUCAAGUGUGGGACAAACUUGCGCAGCAUCCUCGAUUUGAUGAAAUUGAUAUUGAUACGCUUUGUAGUGAAAUGAAGAAAAAGGCUUGUUGUACAGAUGAAUCCCAUUAUGAAAAACUGAAGAAAACUAUCGAAUCAUCUUAUGUAAAUGGUGGUUCCUCCCAUAUCAUAUAAGCUGGUCAAGUAUCUUAUUGGUAUCUUUGUCUUUCCUUUCUAUUUGUAUAUUUUUUUUCUUUUCCCCUUUAGUCAUAGUAUGAUUUUUUUUUUAUAUAAAUAUUUUAUUUUGUAUAGUGA